UUCAGCAGUUGUAUUAAGCGGUGAUCCAGAGCAGGGAUGUGGGUAGCUUGUUUAGCUUUUAACUCAUAUUUUAAUGUUAAAUGAAGGAACCACUCGUGUUAACAUGUAGGUUGUCCAUGCUGGUUGUAUUUGAAGUUAAUUUUUAAUCAUACUGAAACCACUUGUUGGCUGUUUUGCUAUGUAGCGAGCUGAAGUUGAGUUUUAGCGGUCGGGAAUCAGGACGUCUCACUGCUUCUCUUUCUAACUUCGGAAACCGCCGUAAACAUUAAUUGACGUGUUCGGAAAUAUUCGGAGAAACUCGCUGUGAGUUUAUUUUGUUCACUUUAUGAAGUUGUGAAGCUCGUCUGGCGGCUGGUUUCACUAUGACAGAGCGGACUCCUCUCCUCCACUACCGCCUCUCCACCAGCGUCAAUGAGUCCGAGCUGCGGCCCCCUCCGGCCGGGCAGGCCCCGGAGCAGCACCCGGGCAGCCCCAGGCAGAGGUCCAACCAGCAGCGGCAACCCAAGAAACUGUCCAUCUUCUUCGGUGUGGUGAUCCCCACCCUGCUGUCAAUGUUCAGCGUUGUGGUGUUUCUCCGGAUAGGAUUUGUGGUGGGACAGUCUGGACUGUGCCAAGCCAUUGCCAUGUUCGUGGUAGCCUACUUCAUCAUCUGCAUGACCGUGCUAUCAGUGUGUGCCAUCUCCACCAACGGAGCCCUGGAUGCUGGGGGAGCCUAUUACAUGAUCAGCCGAGCGUUGGGCCCAGAGUUUGGCGGCAGCAUCGGCAUCAUGUUCUUCCUGGCUAAUGUGUGUGGCAGUGCUCUCUAUGUGCUUGGUCUGGUAGAAGCUAUUGUGGACACAUUUGGAGUUCCUGAAGAUGGGACUGUGGCCACUUCUCCCUACCAAAUCCUGCCGUCGGGCUACUGGUGGUCGCUGCUUUAUGCCACCGGUGUCGCCCUGCUGUGCCUGCUGGUGUGCCUGGUAGGAGCGCACAUCUACGCCAAGGCCACCUUCCUCAUCUUCCUGGUGGUCAUGUUUGUCCUGGGCACCAUCUUCAUCAGCUUCUUCGCCGUACGCCCUCGAACCAUCCUACUGCCGAGCUCUGCUGCGUUCAACCCGUCAGCCAAUGGGACCGGCCCUUCAUUUCCCACCACAGCCAAUUUUACUGGCUUCAAGUUGGACACGCUGCGCGGGAACCUGUGGGCUGACUACACUGUAGAUUACACUACAGGAACUAUGAUGACCUUUGCCACUGUGUUUGCUGUGAUGUUCAAUGGCUGCACCGGCAUCAUGGCAGGUUCUAACAUGUCAGGUGACCUGAAGAAUCCCAGUUAUGCCAUCCCCCGUGGCACCAUCACAGCCGUCAUCUUCACCUUCAUCAUCUACAACCUCCUCAUGGCGCUGGUGGCCUGCUCCUGUGACCGUGUCCUGCUUCAGAGGGACUACAGUUUCUUGAGAGACAUCAACAUCUGGAACCCCUUCGUCACCAUCGGGGUUUAUUCCUCAACGCUCUCCGCUGCCAUGAGCAACCUCAUUGGAGCUUCACGUAUCCUCUACGCUCUGGCCAGGGAUGACUUGUUUGGUAAGGUGUUAUCUCCGGCUAAGAAGACAUCUCACAGUGGUAACCCCUGGGUCUCAGUGCUCAUCUCAUGGUUUCUUGUGCAGCUGGUGCUAUUUUCAGGAAAGCUCAACACCAUCGCCAGUAUUGUGACCAUUUUCUUCCUGCUGGUGUAUGCUGCCGUGGACUUGGCUUGCCUCGCCCUUGAAUGGGCCUCUGCGCCUAAUUUCAGGCCCACCUUUCGGUACUUCACCUGGCAUACCUGCGUGCUGGGUAUCAUUGGCUGCGCCGUCAUGAUGUUCCUUAUCAACGCCAUCUACGCCUCGGCCAGCAUCGCCUUCAUGCUGCUGCUGCUUCUGCUGAUUCACUACCUCAGUCCCACCUCCAGCUGGGGCUACAUCAGCCAGGCUCUCAUUUUCCACCAGGUGCGCAAGUAUUUGCUGAUGCUGGACGUGAGGAAAGACCACGUCAAGUUCUGGAGGCCUCAGGUCCUGCUGAUGGUUUCCAACCCUCGCAGCAGCAUCGGUCUCAUCACCUUCAUCAACGACAUCAAGAAGAGCGGCCUCUACGUGCUGGGACACGUCCAGCUAGGAGACCUCAACACUUUACCAUCAGACCCUCUGCAGUCCCAGUAUGACUCCUGGUUGUCCCUGGUGGAUCAGCUAAACAUCAAAGCCUUUGUCAACCUGACGCUGGCGGAUUCUGUUCGCCAUGGUGUCCAGCACCUCCUCUUCAUCUCAGGACUAGGUGGGAUGCGUCCUAACACCCUUGUACUGGGUUUCUAUGACGACUGUCUUCCAAAGGACAAGCUGAUUGAUCCGUCCCUGUCUACCAGUCAGUCUACAGAUCCCCCCGGGCCCUUCCAGCUCGAGCAACCUCCUCUCUUCCACUUCGCCUCCCUGCGGGGCUCCAGUGACAGACAGGAUUUCGGUGAACUUGGGGACGGGAAGGUCCUUGGGCCUCAAGAGUAUGUGGCCAUCAUUGCUGACGCCAUGAAGAUGCUAAAGAACGUGGUUCUAGCUCGAUACUUCAACAACUUUGACCGAGCCCAGGCCCUCUCGCCGCCCUCCUCCUCUCCAGGAAAGGGAGCUGUGUACGUGGACGUCUGGCCGGUCAACCUCCUGCGCCCGGACAGCUGUAGCUACGUCGACACCUGCUCUCUGUUCCUGCUGCAGCUGGCAUGUAUCCUCAACAUGGUCAGAGCCUGGCGCAAAGCUAAGCUGCGUCUCUUCCUGUGUGUGGAGGGAGGACGCAGUGUGAGGGGCUCAGAGGAGAAGCUGGGUCAGCUGCUGAAAGAGCUGAGAAUCAAAGCUCAGAUCUACACCGUUCCCUGGGACCAGCAGGUGGCGUUACACUGGCAGCGCCAAAACGACUGGGGCAAGAAACAGCGAUCGCAGUCCCCAGAUACUGCUACAGACGAGAAGAAGCUGAGAGCUGACGAGGAGGAGGAGGAGAACGAAGACGAUUAUGUCAACAGUUUCCCGAGCAACGCCACGCGUCUGUCAGACGACUACCUGUCGGCCGUCAAUAAGCUGAUCCUGGAUCAGGCCCGACCUCCUCCUGCUGUGCGUUUCCUGUACUUGCCGCGACCCCCAGCUGACACCCGCCGCUACACUGCCUAUUUACGCCAGCUGGAGCUGCUGACUCAGGAUCUGGGCCCCACGCUGCUCAUCCACGGAGUCACGCCCGUCAUCACCACUGACCUCUGAGCGCUGGCUUUCUUUGCAGUGAGAAGUGCCUUAGAUCCUGAGAGCUGUGAGGUUUUUAGUGACGUCUCUACUCAACAACAGAACGGGUAAACCCUUUAAAUUUGACCCAGAGGUCACUGGACACCAUCUGCACUCCCUCACAAACCUACACCCACGUAGAACCACAUCUCCAGAGGUGCAGCUUGUUUUAGAAUAUUUCAAAUGCAGACCACGUAUUGUGCAGCACAUUUCAGCUUGAAUCCUGACUGUCCAUAUAUUUCACUCUGUCUGUAUUUUAUCUGAGUUCUAUACCUGCCUUUCUGGUAUUCCCAUCAAUAACGUGAAGACAUGAUUUUUUAGAAAACCUUUUGGCAGUUUCAACACAACACAAUCACACUAUGAUUGAAUGUACCAAAAUACAUUUGGCAGUUGUAGAAACAAUGAAUGAAUGUUGAACCUGUGGAGCCAGCCAGUCAAAACCAGCAUCAAACAGCACACGGUGUUGUUUUGUACCACUGUUACACAAACGUAUCCCUGAGCUGACAGGUUCAAAGGUGAAAAUCACCAAACAACUAGGUGUUUAUUUCUACCUGCAUAAACAAACAUUCCCUGUUACUUCCAUGUGUUUCCUUUGCUGACCUGCUGCUCUUCCAUUUUAGCAGCAAAACAAAGGAAACGACUCAACAGUUAUAGCAACGGUGCUACUUAUGUUUGGUAUUAUUCCAAAAAUCAUUUUAUGUGGGAUCUCAGGAUGACAUUCCUCUUUUAUCCAAAUGCACUUUUAUCCUUGUUUGGCCAAACUGCGUGUUGUGCAGCUUUCCAAAACACCUUUACCAUGUUUACAGCACCAGUAACUACUGUGAUUAUCUGUGAUAUUUCAUUGAUCUGUUUUCAUGUCUCUGAGGUACUAAUCUACUUUCAGUUUUCACUCGGUACUGAUCAGAUACUUGACCAGACUCGUACUGAAGUGCCUAAAUGAGUUUAAAGAGCUGCUCAGCUCUGCAGCGUUGGCCUUUACCCGAAGUCCUUGUAACAUUUAAAGUGAAUCUAUGUAACUUUUGCUGAACUGUGUGGACACAAAUGGGAUUUAUGGGGCAUUUGUGAUUUCUAAAGUGUAGCAAGGUGCGUAGUCUCACUUUAAGCUGUGUUAUCGCUGUGUUCCCCAACAUACUGAGGCAAAUAGUAUUUCCAUUCCUUGAUGAUGCACUCCAUUUCCUCUGGGACAAUAGUCUAAGGGGUAGUGAUCCUUAAAUUUUGAGUCUCUGAAAUCAGUGCUAGUAAAAUAGAUUCAUUCAGUUGAGUAGUUUUACCCAGACAAUCUUCCUCACACUGACUCUGACACAUGUGGGGUCCAGACCGUGUUUGACGAGAGGCUGUGUUGGAUUUGAACCUGUCUCCAUGGUUUUUCACUGUGUUUGGAAUGAGAUACAUGUUUGCUUGUGGACCAAUUAGAUCCGCUCGGUUUCAGUAGAUAGGUUUUUAUUUGGACACUACACUCUUCAACAAACCAUUGACACUACAUUUCUUCAAGUCUUUGUCAUGGAUUAAUGUUCUCCAACUUUUGGAAGAACAAAAAAAUUCUGCAUAACACAUUUCAGUGAAGAAAUGAAACAUUCAGUGUUUGAAUUGCUUUUGAAAUCUGAUAUAUACAUAUAAACUUUACAAGAUGUAAACUGGAAUGCCAGAAGAAAAUAAAAUGUUUUUAUUA
Amphiprion ocellaris (clown anemonefish) is the source of this 4932-nucleotide messenger RNA. RefSeq lists its product as uncharacterized. The record is from RefSeq and is a predicted model, not a curated record. Gene Ontology annotation, cellular component: membrane. Gene Ontology annotation, biological process: potassium ion homeostasis; potassium ion import across plasma membrane; chloride transmembrane transport. Gene Ontology annotation, molecular function: potassium:chloride symporter activity. Bases 363 to 3245 code for a protein of 960 amino acids. NCBI's taxonomy places the organism in Eukaryota, Metazoa, Chordata, Actinopteri, Pomacentridae. The transcript has 13 exons.